Molecule: messenger RNA, 1467 nt
Organism: Lodderomyces theae
Lineage: Eukaryota; Fungi; Ascomycota; Pichiomycetes; Serinales; Debaryomycetaceae
Exons: 1
Coding region: 1-1467 (488 amino acids)
Biological process (GO): mRNA splicing, via spliceosome
Cellular component (GO): post-mRNA release spliceosomal complex
Molecular function (GO): RNA lariat debranching enzyme activator activity
Source: RefSeq, a predicted model, not a curated record
AUGCCGGAUGAAACGAAGAUCCUAGUGCUCAAUCCAGACCCAGAAAACUUAGAGAAAGCUUUGGCAAAAGCCAAUGGGCAAAAUAAAAAGUUGGGGCCAUUUAUGGCAACCAUAUUGAUGGGAGAUGUCAUACCAGUGGGCAAACCACUACCCCGUACAGAGGUAUUGGAAAGUACGUAUUUCACACAAGGUGGUAACGGGGUUUCUGAAGAGGUUUCACUAAAAUCACUAUCUGAGCUGUCUUCUAGCUUAGUUGAUGUGGCUGAAAAUCUCACCUACGUUAAGCCUCCGUAUAGUAUCAUCAGGUUGGUAUCGGGUGUGACGAUGUUGAUUGUUUCUGGUGAACUUCUGAAAGAGGCUCUCACAAAAAUAUCACAAACAAAAGCAAGCAUCGAUUUGCUUUUCACCUUCAAGUGGGCAAAAACAAUGUCGCUCAUCGCAUCGGUUCCUGUUGACGGUGAAGAGCUAAUAGACGAUUUGGUAAAACUUAUCAAACCAAAAUAUCAUUUUGCCGUGGGCAACUCCGAAAGCGGAAUCUAUCACGAGAAUGAACCGUUUUCAUGGCCUAGUGGCGAGGUCACUAGAUUUAUUAGUUUGGCACAAGAGGGAAGUAAUGAAAAAUGGUUUUACGCAUUCACGAUCAACGAUAAUGAAGAGCCUUUAACCGCGUCGGUUAAAAAUCCAUAUCUUACGAAGAAAAGAUCAAACGAAGAUCGAGACAGUGGCAAAGAUGUGGCUCCCUCAAAGAAGGCGAAAGUUGUGACUCCUGAUCAGUGCUUUUUCUGCUUAAGCAAUCCUAAAACCGAGACGCAUAUGAUUGUAUCGAUUGGUUCACAAGCGUAUUUAACGGUUGCAAAAGGUCCACUUACAAGAUCUAAUAAAGACUUAUCAUUCUCUGGUCACGGAAUUAUAAUUCCGAUCCAGCACAUCGCCAGUGUCAAUGAUCUUAAUAGCCCCAUACGGCAAGAGAUCACCAAGUUUCAACAAACCUUGGUAAAAGCUUUUGCGAAUCAGAAACCGUUUCUUAGAUUGAUAUUUUUUGAGUUGAACCGUCACGACAAUGUUCAUCACAAUGUCCAAUUCUUGCCUGUUUACGAGUCGCAGCUUGAUAACUUUUCGAAAUCAUUGCAGUAUAGAACCAAAAUCAAUAACGAAAAAUUUAAGCGGAAUCAGAGUCUUGAGUUUGUUGAGUUUGGUAACGGCAAUGAUCCAGCACUCGAGGCCAUUGAAAAGGAGAACGAUUACAUCAAGUUUACUGUAUACACGGGCGAGCAAGAGUCACAAAUUUACAUCGCCAAAUUGACCAAAGGCAAACCACUCGACAUACAAUUCCCUAGAAGAGUGCUUGCGCACAUGCUAAAUCUACCCGAUCGCGUUCAAUGGGAUAAAUGCAAACAACCGAAAGUCAAGGAGAUGGCUGACUGUGAGGAAUUUAAACAAUUUUAUAGCAAAUAUGACUUCACCUAA